CGCGUGUUUUGUGGGAGGCACCGCGACCGUCUAUUGACCUCGAAGCUACCACCACAAUCCCUGCCACACCGCCCUUGCCUUUCAUCUCCACGCCAUCCUCGAAGCUUUUUACUGCGUGUAUGCAUUGUUGUCCUCUCGUGGGCUUAUGUCAUUCGCAGGAACACCUCUAGGUCAAGGCAGACGUCUCGAUCAUAACACUUUCUUGGGAAAACCACCAUCUAACAGCAAUAGACCGACGAGUCCCCAUCGCAUCCCACCAGUCUCAUAUUCAUUUGGCGCACCCGUAUUAGGCUCGCGAUCACCCCCGAAAGCACCAAGCACAUCCUCCGCACGUGAGCGCAACCCCCCCGUCGAUCAGAGCAACGACGAAUCUGCUCUCGUACGCUACAACAAACUCAAACAACAACAACAACAACAACAACAGAAGAACUCCUCUAAUCUCGACCCAGCAAAGUGGAGUGUUAAAGACACUUCAGUUAAUAUAGCUGCCGCUCUGCAUCAGGCUGUCGAACAAGAUCUGCCUCCUAUGAAUCCAACCGCCGCCUGGGCAUCGGGUGCACGCCCGCCUUCUAAUGUGCCCCGAAGUACUUCAGUCGAAUACGAAGCACAAUCUCAAACCACCAGUCAGCGUCGACUUGCACCUCCUCCCAACCGACUCGCCCCUUCUUCACGAACAAAAGUAGUUAAACCUUUGAGCAAGAAUGUGUCCCAACGCACCAUACCCGACUCUGAGGAGGAACAAUCACAUAGUUUUGAAAAUGGUCGAGGGAAAAGCCCCAUUGCUGCCAUGUUGGACGUUGCGCACCGGACGUACGAAAAGGCUACUUACUAUGCACGACAACGGUCUCCAGUAGACCAGGAGAACGGUAGCUACGACUACUCGGCUGAGGAAAGGGAUUAUCAGUCCAACAUUUCGAAACGGAAUUUCGCUGCACACAAGCGAAAUAAGAUGUCCGUGGAUAAUAAAGCCUACAAACCAAGUGUGGAAUCAGAGGAGGAGGAAGACUAUAAUGAUUCGGAUGGUGGAAGAAAAAGGAGACGGAAGAAGAAAAAGAAUGAUACUUCGGGUGCUACGCUGUCAUUGCCCGUUAUUUCCGCUGACAAGCGGCGCAAGAAGAGGAAAGGGAAGGGAGGAGGGACAGGAGAAGAAGGCAGUGAAAGUGAAGAGGAACGAUCGGAGGAAAAGUCACCUUCACGACCUGCAUCGCGAGCUGGCUCACGAGCAGGAUCUAUACCCCGUCUAUUUCCCGACAGCUCACUCGAUGUCGACCAAAGACUGACCCACAUACCCGAAGAACAAGAUGAGGAGGCCGGAUAUACCGAUCUUCAAUCUCCGGAGACCUCGCACGAUCUCUCCCAUGAUCCGUCAGGCGACAUAUCUCACAGCGAAGCAUCUUUCUCUCACCCUCGAGAUGGGAUAGGGGGAAAACUGGGAAAGCUAGUUUUCAACCUGUGGAUGUUCGUCAUGUCCUGCAUCUCCAUUUUCUUCCAUAUAGUCGGCAAAGUUAUUGGCAUGGUCGUCGAUAUUCUCCUCAUUCGUCCGGUCAAGUUUGUAUCGCGCGUAAAUCUCGCACAAGUCAAACCGUAUUUGGUGCUUGCACUGGUGAUAGUGCUGGUGGGGUAUCUCUCCCAACAGUCUCUCAUGGAUCCCAUCAGACGUUGGACACAGGGUGGUAAAAUCCGCUACACACCGCCAGAGAUCCCAGCCACUGAUAUUGCCGAGUUGAAUAAACGACUGCAUUCCAUUGAGUCGGCCUUGUCAGGGUUAAUAUACGAAACAGAACAGUCGAAGGUCAGGACGGAAAAUGGAGAACGAAGCAGAUUGGAGUUGAUCUCUAGGCUUGGAAAUCUGGAGGGCUCGGUGAAGAAAGAUUUGAGCGGAAGGGUGAGGGAUAUGGAGAGGUCUAUCGCAGCUGGGCAGUCACAGAGGGAGAACGAAGAUAAGCGGGUUAUAACAGAGGUCAGGAGGGAGAUGGAAGCGUUGAAGGAAGUCGUGGAUGUAUUACAACAUCGGCCACCCCCCUCUAACUCUGGAAGCGAGGCGGUCAUCGGAAACGACGAAGAGGCACGUGCAAAGUUGAAAGCCCUUGAAGACCGUGUCGGUUCCGUCGAGGGAGGUGUCAAAGAGGCCAUCGAACUUGGAAAAAAUGCUGUCAAGUCCGACGGUAAUUCGGCUUGGUGGAACAAGUUAUCGACUGGGAAGAAGAUGACAAUCAAAGCCUCUGACGGUCAGGAUGUUACCUCUCUUAUUGGCAACCUCGUGGAGAACGCCGUUUCCUCUCUCUCCAACAAAGACGUCCUGUCACGGGCAGAUUUUGCUUUGCAUUCGGCAGGCGCACGUAUUGUCCCGAGACUUACGAGUCCAACAUACGAGCUACGGACACCUUCCAAGUCUUGGCAGCUACUCGGCUUCCUUGGGAGUGGGAACGGGGUUGCAAUAGGUAGACCGCCAGUCACAGCGCUUCAUCAUGAGGUGCACAACGGAUAUUGUUGGCCAUUUGCUGGAACACAGGGGACUCUGGGCGUGAACCUCGUUCAACCAACUCUUAUUGACGCCAUCUCCAUCGACCACGUCGCGAGGGAAGUUGCAACCGACGUAAGAAGCGCACCAAGAAAUAUGCAAGUCUGGGGAAUGAUUGAUGGGAAGGAUAAUUUCGAGAAGGCUAAGCAGAUCGUUGCAGAAAGGGAGAGGAGAAGACAGGAAGCUAUUGAGCGCGGUGAGGAAGUUCCUGGGGAUGUAGGUUUUGGUGUACCCGGAUGGUUGUCGAGGCGCGAGGAGGGGUUAUUCGUGAGAAUCGCUGAAUUUUCGUACGACGUUCGUUCCGAGAAGACAGUGCAAACAUUCACGGUGUACGAUGAUGUUAGGGAGUCGGGCCUUGAUUUUGGGACCGUGGUGUUACGAAUCAGGGAUAACUGGGGACAAGAGGCAUUUACCUGCUUGUACCGAUUCCGAGUGCAUGGGAAGCUAUUGGUGCAACCGCCGCCGUUACUUUCUGAGGAUGCGGAGAUAUCAUGAAGCCCGCGUUGUAACGGUGGUUGACGACUCAUAAUGAUUUUUUUUUCUUUGUGGUUUCCCCUUCAUUCUAUCGUUUUCAUUAUUUCUAUCUUUACUUGAUUCCCUGUCGUCUCUGCUACUAAACGUUACCUGCACUCUUUUUUCCUGUCCUUUCCUUCCCCUUCCCGUCGCGAGUUUGGUUUGUUGAUUUCGGUCGCAUUUAUAUCUAUCUCAACUGCUCUCUGCUGUCUCUACUCUUUCCACGUUUCAUCUUUACAAUGCACUGCAUCUCUCACAGACGCUCGCUCGCUCAGCAAAUGUACUACCUUUCUGUCAAACUACCUAAUAAUAUUAUCGUAGCUAUCGUUGUAGAGCAUUACACUAGGCAAACACGGGGAAUUCCUAUUCCUUUUGGAUAUAA
Molecule: messenger RNA, 3416 nt
Organism: Marasmius oreades (fairy-ring Marasmius)
Lineage: Eukaryota; Fungi; Basidiomycota; Agaricomycetes; Agaricales; Marasmiaceae
Exons: 3
Coding region: 146-3016 (956 amino acids)
Biological process (GO): nuclear envelope organization
Cellular component (GO): meiotic nuclear membrane microtubule tethering complex; nuclear envelope
Molecular function (GO): protein-membrane adaptor activity
Source: RefSeq, a predicted model, not a curated record